GAGAUUGCUGCACGUAAUCCGUCUAACCUGGUUUAAACCUGUAAACUGACCUUAUCAUUGCGGUUCAACCUAGACGUUUCUAUCCUUGGUCACUGUCUUUGUUCCCGCCAAUUCGAAUGUUUUUCGUGGAAAAAUUGUCCGUGACGAUAUAACUUAUUGUACUGAAGGACAGGAAGGAUGAUAAUAAAAAGAUGAAGAAAAACGGUCCCUGCAUAUUGACGUACUAUUAAAAAUAAUGUCCUUUUUGAAAAGUAUGCCAAUAUAGCUCCCGGUCUCCGCAGAAGUGCAAUCAAGAAGGAGGGAUCUCCGGGAGUGGCCCUGAAGUGACAAGGCAGCCGUCGUGGGAAUCCGCGAUCGGAAAUGCAUCAAAACAAUUACUCUCUGGGACUUGUGUUUUCAUAUUGAGGCAGUGUGUUGACAUUCGAUUGGGGGCUGUGUAAACAAGGUUUCGAUUAGCAGAGGUCAUAAUCGGUAUUAGGUACUAUUAAAAUUCCAAAAUAAUAGAAAAUACAUUUUCAUCUCAGUUUAAACUUGCGAAUCGUUCUGUUAACAAGUAUAUAAAUUUACGUGAAAAACAAAUUCUACUCGUGGGCGUUUAUAUUUUUAUGGUAUUUUUUAAAUUAUAUUUUUCUCUAAUUCUUUUUUUUAUGUUUAUUUUUAUUUUAAAAGUAUUCGGAUCAUCUUAAUCCGGGAGUUAUCGAAUUUUUCUAAAACCGCGUUCGUAGGUAUUUAACGUAAUUUUAUAUCAUUGUGUUUUCGAAAGUAUUCGAAAUUCUUAAAACCGCGUGUGAGUGUUUUUUUUCAAUUUUGAAAAUAUAACGUUCGAGUGCCGCUACACAUGAGGGAGAUUCUCGUUCAGGCAAAUGGAGUCUAAGAUAUUUUAUCGUGUGGAUGUUAGCCGUAGUGAUUGCGAGGUGCAGGGCGGUAGGUCACGAUAAUUCGGAACUCGAGGCAGCUGGAGACGAAGCAGCAGUGGAUGAUGCGACAGAAGAUUAUUGGGCCGGAAGUGGAGCAGGUCCAGAAGAAGAAGAAACACAUCGAAAUGAAUCUAGGGAAGCGUUAACACACGAGGCGAGCGAUCACGAUGCUGUGGUGUAUGUUGGUGAAGGCGCGGCAUACGUUCCAGUGCCUUCAUUGAAGAGUAGACCUUUGAGCCCCAAUUUACAGGCUCUUCAAACACUACAAGGUCUCCAGGGUCUCGCAGGUGGUGGCGUCGGAGGAACAGGACUAGCAUCCGACGAGGAAUGGAGAAGACAUCCGGAAUCUUGGGAUCGCGAACACAGAAGAUAUAGGCCUAAUACCACAAGAGUGCAACAUAUCGAGGCGGAAUGUCAAGACGAUUACAUGAAGAUCCGAAUUGGCUUUAAUGGCUCGUUCGCUGGACUUCUCUACUCUGCAGGUUAUUCAUAUGAUCCAGACUGCAUGUACGUUAACGGGACGGGUCGUGAUUAUUACGAAUUUUACAUUCAACUAAAUCGAUGCGGCACUCUCGGUGAGAAUACUCAUCAUCAGGACAGUAGGAAAAAUCCCACGAAAAAUUUGAUGUGGAAUACCGUAACUGUACAAUACAAUCCACUCAUUGAAGAGGAGUUCGAUGAACACUUCAAGGUCACCUGCGAGUAUGGUUACGACUUCUGGAAAACUGUCACGUUUCCAUUUCUCGAUGUCGAGGUUGCCACGGGAAAUCCUGUAGUCUUCACUCUUCAGCCGCCUGAAUGCUACAUGGAAAUUAGAUAUGGAUAUGGAGUAACAGGAACGCGAGUCGCUGGACCAGUUAGAGUUGGAGAUCCAUUGACUCUCAUCAUCUACAUGCGCAGCAAAUACGCAGAUGGUUUUGACAUUGUUGUCAAUGAUUGUUUCGCGCACAACGGUGGAAACAAGAAAAUUCAAUUGAUCGAUCAAUAUGGAUGCCCAGUUGAUGACAAGCUGAUAAGCAGGUUUCGUGGUUCCUGGUCGGAAAGUGGACUUUUUGAGACACAAGUUUAUGCCUAUAUGAAAACCUUCAGGUUCACGGGUUCUCCGGCCCUUUACAUCGAGUGUGAUGUGCGGAUGUGCCACGGACGAUGUCCGAGCCAACCGUGUCAUUGGAGAAACUCUAAGAACGUUGCCAAAAGAUCGUUGACAGAUCUGAUCGGUGGUCCAUCGACACCAGCAACCAGCUUAUCAGAAAAUGUGAAUCUCUUCCAGUCUCUUCGUGUUUUACAAGAGGGAGAAGUUGAUACUGAAUUUUUUCAAAAUACGACGUCCAACGUUCGUUCUGGUGAUAGAGUCUGCUUGAGGCCGAGUGUAAUCAGCACAGUGGUGGGUCUUGGAUGCGGUUUGCUCUGCAUAAUGGCAGGAACUCUAAUGGCCAUGUGUUCGCGAAUGCGACGUGUCGCACGUGACAAAUUUCUCACUGAAAGUUUAAGUUACAUGACACAUAAGGGUAGAAUCAAUUAAAAAAAAAAAAAAGAAAAAAAAACACUUUAGCGAUAUAGUGGUAUUAAUUCUGCCAUUCUCUUCUCGCCGUUUUUUUUAUCGCGCAUUCAUUAUAUAUUGUUUAUCGAAGUCGAAGAAACACGAGUCAGAACUUUCUCUUCAUUUAAAAGAAGAAAAUAUACUUUAAAGACUCUUGGAUCUCGAUAAUCUUAUAUGAUAAAGCAGAAAAUCGGUGAGGCAUCGACGAAAAAUCGACUCUCCGGACUGAAUAAUUCGAGGAUCUCUUCUAUAAAGAUAUUUUCUCGAGAACAUAUACAUAUAUACACAUAUCAAACUUCUCUUUCAAAUGAAUUUAGUUUCAACUUUGCUUAUCAAUAUUUAUUCUAAUUUUUUUUUUUUUUUUUUUUUUUGUAAGAAUGCUUAUUUGAGUUUAAUGACAAACUCGUUUUAGUGGUAUCAAGUAUGUAGAUCCAUUAAAUUGCAAGUAAAACGAGAAAGUUAGUGCAAUAAUUAUACAGUUGCGUUGCAAAACUUAAAAAAAGAAACUGAAAUUAAAAAAAAACAAAUCGGUAAUAUUUAAUUAAUAUAGUUAAAAAUUUAGAAAUUAACUUAAUUUAGUAGAAUUUAAUUUUAUUAAUUAAUUAAAUUGUAAGUUAAUCAAUUAAUUAAAUAAAUUAUUUGACAUUUUUUUUCUACUGAGUUGAUUUAAAAAUUUAAUUAAUUAGUUUGCAAAAUUAUUAAUUAAAUAAUUACAUUUUAUUUUAAAUUUAAGAAAUUAAUUUUACCUAAUUAAUUGAUAAAGUAAUUUUUAUAAAUUUUGCUAAUUUGUGAAUUGUAUGUUUUGCAAAAUUAUCCGCAUUUGUUUGGGAAGAAUAUUUUAUAAUAUUUAUAAAAUAGCUCAUUUAUUUCACGUGAACAUUUUGAGUAUAAUAAUUAUAUAUGUAAUCUUUUGGGAAAUUUUAUAUACUGUCCUUUUACUUUUGUCGCGAAUGCUUUAUUUUUUGUCGUUUUGCAGCUAGACUGUAUAUAUGUAUCUCUCAAUUUGAAAUAAUUUACUAUUUAACGGGAUUUCUCAUCAUCUUGUGAGAUUCUAUUUAUAAGGAGACAAUUUUUUUUUUGUUUUUUUGUUUAUUAGGAUAAAAUACUAUUCUGCAUGUUCAGAAACAAUUGUAGUGGUGCAUAUCUCGUGUGCACCUUGGUCACGCUCCAAAUAUUUCUGCGUUGUUCAAGUGACAUGAACAUUAGUUUUAGUAGGAACUGAAUAUCUAAAAAAGUGUAUUUUAAAUGCGGUUGUACAACAUCAUUGGGAUAUUCAUUGUUGUUCUUUAAAUUUGAAAUACUUUUUUUUAUGUUCCAUCAAUUUUUCAUUCAUGUGGAUAAAAAAUUUACAAGAAAUUUUGUUGAUACGAAAAAUGUUACUAAAUUAAUAAGUUUUUAAAAAAGUAUGAAAGAAAAAAAAUUAAUUACAUUUUUCAUGUUAAUUCUAUUUAAAAAAGUAUUUAUUGUAAAAAUUAUAGCCUUAAAAAAAUGUUUGUUAGACUAGAAAAAAUUUUAUUUGAUUCAAAUAAUUGAUUAUAUGACUAUUAUCAAAUAAAAAUUUAUUUCAUAAUAGUCAAGUAAUGAAUUAUUUAAAUUAAAUAAAUUUUUUUUCUCAAAUGAAAAUUGAUUUAAUUUAAAAGAUAAAUCCAAAUAUUUAUUAAUUUAAAAAUUGAACCAAAAAAAUUAUUUUUCGAAUUACAUUAAAAUAAUUAAAGAAUUAAAUUGAAUACACUUAAAAAGUGUAUUAAAAUUCCAACACUUGUAACUAAAUAAAAAAAAAAUUAAAUGGGAAAAAAAUUCACUUUUGAAAAAAGGAGCAAUUUUUACUAUAAAUACCGCAUUUAGAAAGACAAUAAAAUUAAACUAUAGACUUAAGAAGUAUAUAUGCAACGAAAGAAUGCGCCUUAAUUAAAAAAAAUCUCAUAAUAUACACCUCGAACGACCAGUGAAGAUUAAUUAAUAUAUUGUUUGUGGUGCAAGUGUAACAAAGCCUCACAACUAUAUUAUAUAAUAUAACGUAGAUGGAAUGUUUUUCUUUGCCAUUAGAAUACGAUUUUCUCAUUUAACUAUGUAUUUUUUAACAUAUAGUGAAAUAUUAAUUUCCCUUCCUGAUUGUUCCGGGGGACAUAAAUAUUUUGUAUAACUAUAUACACAAUAAUUUAAUAUUCUUCGGGUUACACCGUAUCAGUAUCCCUCUGUUUAAUAAAUAACUUGUACAUACAGUGUAUUAGCCUUUGUAUAAUGAUUAAGACAAAAAAAAAUAUAUAUAUAUUAAAAAAAAUAUAUAUAUAUUUAUAUAUUUAAGUUACAUAAUUAAAUUUAGCAAUAAACGACUUGUGUGAAUUAAAUUAUAAUCUAAUUUGCAGACUAACGUGAUUUUUUCUUGACAUAUCGGUGUAAUAUGCAAUUGACAAAAAAAUAAUGGUUUUUUAAUAAACAUUCUAUUUAAUAAGAAUAUACCUUAUUGGAAAAUUUUUCACAACUGUUUUACGAGUAGGAAAAAAAUAUCUAAAUGCCAAAAUUAUUUUUAUUUUGCUAAAAUAGUAGUUUCCUAAUUUAAAAUUAUUUUAUAUUAAUACUUUCCUUUUAAUUGAAAUUUAAAUCUGAAUUUUUUUCAAAAAGUAUUUUUCUAGUGCUGCAACUGGAAAGUUUUUUUUCUGAAUCAAGAGGUAACUAAUGCUUUUAAAAUUUUUGUUUUAUUUUUAAUUAUUUUUUGACUAUUAAAGUUUAUAAAAAAAAAUAAAAAAAAGAAUAUCAUUUUUCUAUAGAAACAGGUUUUUUUUUUAAAAAAAAAUUUGGUGUUGUCGACUCUAUUUCCGAAAAUUAUAUUUUUCUCUACGAAUUGUAAUUUUGAAUUUUUUUUUUUUUGUAAUUUCAAAUUUACUUCGUAAAUAAUGUUAAUGAAUAUAAGGCGUUACUUAUAAUUUUUCGAUUUACGAUAUUUACUAAAUAAAAAUGUGCAUUUUUCUUUGGUAUAAUUAAUCAAUUAACAAUUAUAUCUCAUUUGUGGCGAAAUGUUAUAAACGACUGAAUACGAAUUAUUAGGAAUUGUGGAUAUCGACAGAGAUAAAAUAUCUUUUCUUUUAGAAUUAGUUUUGGUGGUGCCACCGACUCUGUCGUAUCUUCAAUUGAUCAGUACUUAAUGUAUAGGACAUUUUCUAAUAACUCAAUAAAGCGAAUAAUUUAAAAAAAAUAA
Messenger RNA from Leptopilina boulardi, 5653 nucleotides. RefSeq lists its product as uncharacterized. Lineage: Eukaryota; Metazoa; Arthropoda; Insecta; Hymenoptera; Figitidae. The transcript has 13 exons. The coding region runs from base 892 to 2439 and encodes 515 amino acids. The record is from RefSeq and is a predicted model, not a curated record.